AUGGCGGAGUUGGUAGUUGCAUUCGAGGUUUUGUUCAAUUCAGGAGCGAUGAAGGCUGCGAUAGAGCAUUUAGGUUCAUCGGGUCGCAGACCUAACCAUAGGAACAAGGCAAAGAAACCCAGAUUGAUUAACGAGCUGAAACAACAUUUACACAAAUCUCCUCCACCAGAUCCCGCCGCCGUUCGUGGUGUCCUGCCUCUUGUCAUCCCCAUUUUCAAAUUCGCGCUUGUACAGUAUCCAGGAAGAGCACAUAGAGUUCUGUCGAAGAUGGCCAGCAUAAAGAUAGACAUGUGGGUCUCUGAGCCCUCUCAAGAAAGGGUGGAAAAAUCAACAGCAGUCAUACAUCCUAUGAUGGAAGCUGAGGUGAUAAACUAUGUUAAAGCAAUGAAACAAGAUAGUAAUGAAGAUGAGAUCCGAUCAUCAUCACGAAAAUGUUGCAUCUACAGGGUGCCCCAUACCAUGCGUGACCCAAAUAAUGAAGAUGCCUAUUAUUAUACCUCAAAAGUUGUUUCCAUUGGUCCCUUUCAUUACGAUAACGGGAAACUAAAAGGCAUGGAAAGGCACAAACAAAUGUUUUUCAACAGGUUGUUGGUAAAAACUGAGACAGGCUUGGAUGAUUUAGUCAGGUUUGUGAUGCGUUGUGAGCCACUGGUUCGGGCGUCUUACUCUGAUGAGAUCAAACUGAAUAAGAAGGAAUUUGUGAGGUUGAUAUUGUUGGAUGCUGCUUUCAUCAUUGAACUCUUCACGAUUGUGUAUGCUAUCACAGUUAAGAAGGCUCGCAACGAUGAUAUAAGAAAAGAACUAGAGUUGUUGGAACAUUGGUGGCUAGAAGCUGCUAUUAAGGAUUUGAUUUUACUUGAGAAUCAAGUUCCAUUCUUUGUUAUUGAACGCCUAUACAAGGAAGCUUUUCCCUCUGGCCUGUCAGAAAAAAAUAGCAAUAAUAAGACCCCUUCGUUUCGUGAGAUCACAUUUACCUUCUUUCGGUCUUACAAAAAAGUUUCACACGGAACUGAAUUUGGCGAGAUAAAGCACUUCACCGAUCUACGUAGGUCGUUUUUCUUAUCAGGAACAAGAACCAGUGGUCAUAUUGGGGAACCAGAAUUCAUAGAGGAUCCACGUGAUCUUCUUUUAUACAGUGCCACCGAGUUGCAAGAAGCAGGAGUAACGUUGAAGGCAAGCGCAAAAAAAGGCAAGAGCUUACUUGACUUGAACUUUUCAAGCCCGCCUUAUUUUGAGAUCCCAGAGAUUUUCUUGGAAGACAGAACUGAGAUUUUUUUCGUAAUAUGGUAG
This is a messenger RNA of Neltuma alba, 1290 nucleotides long. RefSeq names its product UPF0481 protein At3g47200-like. The record is from RefSeq and is a predicted model, not a curated record. NCBI's taxonomy places the organism in Eukaryota, Viridiplantae, Streptophyta, Magnoliopsida, Fabales, Fabaceae. The transcript has 3 exons. Bases 1 to 1290 code for a protein of 429 amino acids.